Betta splendens (Siamese fighting fish) is the source of this 1986-nucleotide messenger RNA. RefSeq names its product orthopedia homeobox a (gene otpa). NCBI's taxonomy places the organism in Eukaryota, Metazoa, Chordata, Actinopteri, Anabantiformes, Osphronemidae. Gene Ontology annotation, molecular function: DNA binding; DNA-binding transcription factor activity, RNA polymerase II-specific. The record is from RefSeq and is a predicted model, not a curated record. The transcript is spliced from 2 exons. Gene Ontology annotation, biological process: neuron differentiation; regulation of DNA-templated transcription. The coding region runs from base 147 to 1166 and encodes 339 amino acids.
AUGCUGUCUGUCAACGCGCUGCACUCAUCGCUUUUUAAUUUCUGCUUUUGUCUUUUCUUUCAGUGCAUGUGCAUCUUUUCUCUCGUCGUUUUUCUGCUGCAGCAACAUUAACGCUUCCGCACGUGUUUUUACUUGUACAGUUUGAAAUGUCGCAGUAUUUUUCUAACCUUGCGCUUUUUCCUCCUCUAGACAAACUGUGCUCUGUUCAAAUCUCAUGGUCUCCGCUUGUCUGUGCAGGGAUGAAGGAUGCCGCGGCCGAGCUUCUGGGCCACAGGGAGGCUCUGAAGUGCAGACUCGGAGGCGGGGGACCUGAUCCGGGACAUUCCGGCGAGCUCGGCCCGGGUCCGGAAGGAGUGGAGGGGGCCACCAUGCUUCCCGGCGAAGACAUCAGCAGCGGCGGAGGCUCCAACCCCGUGCAGGUCAACAACAAGGAGCAGGAGAAGCAGCAACAGCAGCAGAACAACAGCAACAACAAUCCGAACCAGUCCGGAGGGCAGCAGACCCAGAAACAGAAGCGGCACCGGACCCGCUUCACCCCGGCGCAGCUCAACGAGCUGGAGAGGAGCUUCGCCAAAACGCACUACCCAGAUAUCUUUAUGCGGGAGGAGCUGGCGCUGAGGAUCGGCCUGACGGAGUCCAGAGUGCAGGUCUGGUUUCAGAACCGUCGGGCCAAGUGGAAGAAGCGCAAGAAGACCACCAACGUCUUCCGGGCUCCGGGGACCCUCCUGCCGACGCACCACGGCCUGCCUCAGUUCCCGUCCGCGGCGGCGGCCGCGGCGGCCAUGGGCGACAGCCUCUGCUCGUUCCACGCCAACGACACCCGCUGGGCCACGGCGGGCAUGGCCGGCGUGUCCCAGCUGCAGCUCCCGCCGGCUCUGGGCCGCCAGCAGGCCAUGGCGCAGUCCUUGUCCCAGUGCAGCCUCGGCGCCGGGCCGCCGCCCAACUCCAUGGGUCUAUCCAACAUGUCGUCGAACGGCUCCGGCUUGCAGUCACACCUUUACCAACCCACGUUCCCCGGGAUGGUACCGGCUUCCCUGUCGGGCCCGACCAGUGUGACCGGCUCGCCCCAACUGUGUAGCUCCCCGGACAGUGACGUCUGGAGAGGGACAAGCAUCGCGUCGCUGCGGCGCAAGGCGCUGGAGCACACAGUAUCCAUGAGUUUCUAAGGAGAGAGGGGGAAACUCUACCCAGUGAUGAGUGCUUUGAUUUAACUCACAGAGAUCGUCUGCAUUUAGUUCUGAUUCAUCCAGUCCAUCCAAAGGGCGCGCCGGGAAAAUACAACCAGGAUACGUGUUUGCGCCACAAACCGCAGAGCUGCGCAGCUGGCGUUUUAUCCGAAAGGCAAACAAGAGGAAGACUGAAGCUACUGGCCUUUAUCGAGCAUAGGGCUGGUUCUGUUUUAAAGUAUAGCCUAUUAUUUCGCACUUAACCUAUGACAACUAUUUAUUUGUCUAUUUAAAUUAACUUAUUCAUCAGUUUGCUAUUUAUUUCUCUAGCACAUGCAGCCUCCUUCACUGAUGCAGGGUUUGUGGCAUUUGCUUGAUGACUGUUUCUGAAGACAAAUUCUGUGGAUACUUUGAAAGACAAAAGUAGAUUCCUUUGUUGAGACCUGCUGCACAGCAUGCAACUCUGAAGGGCCAAAGCAGAGGACGUGGGAGGUUCAGCGUGGGAGCAGGAAACCAAGGGACAGAAGAACAUGGACAAGGACUUUGACUGCAUGUGCUGUCCAAGGCAAAAAUAAGGGAGAUGCUAUAAAUUAAAACAUGGAAACUGACUUAAAUAUAAUCUGUUAAAUAGGAUGUUUUGUGUAGCGGAAACACUCUUGUUCCCAUUUGGUCAGUUUGUGAUAAUUUAUGUUUCCAAAAAUUAUGUCUGUGCUUAUUAUCAAAUAUGACUUUCUUAAAUGUUUGAACCAUUUUGUUUCAUGGACAUGUUUAUAUCAAUUAAAUGUAAAUGGUCAAAUAAAAAUCAUUUUCAAUUAUGUCA